This is a messenger RNA of Didymosphaeria variabile, 891 nucleotides long. RefSeq lists its product as uncharacterized. The record is from RefSeq and is a predicted model, not a curated record. NCBI's taxonomy places the organism in Eukaryota, Fungi, Ascomycota, Dothideomycetes, Pleosporales, Didymosphaeriaceae. Bases 1 to 891 code for a protein of 296 amino acids. The transcript is spliced from 4 exons.
AUGGCUGCUGCCACAGGCGCGCAGAGCAAGGGGCUGAUUCACACGGCUGCGUGUCUGAUUAUUGGGGAUGAAGUGUUGGGAGGCAAGACGGUAGACACGAACUCGGCGUACCUUGCCAAAUUCUGCUUCUCCGCUGGAAUCAAUCUGAAACGCAUAGAAGUCAUUGCCGACGACGAGAGCGAGAUCGUAGAGGCGGUUCGGCGCAUGUCCAAUAACUAUGACUUUGUAGUCACUUCUGGAGGCAUUGGCCCUACACACGACGACAUCACAUACCAAUCGAUAGCGAAAGCAUUCGACCUACCGUUGAAGCAGCACGAUGCAGCUUUCGAGCGCAUGAAGCGUCUGUCUAAGCCGCACCCUUCGCAGCCCAACUUCGACUGGAACACACCGUCCGCCGCGCUCACCGCUAAGAAGCGCAUGAUUAUCCUACCCUACAACGAUUCAAUACCAGACGAGGAGCAAGUCAUCUUCACUGAUGAUCAGUUGUGGGUGCCUGUGGCCUGUGUCAACGGCAAUGUACACAUUCUACCUGGUGUACCGAGAUUGUUCGAGAGGAUGCUGGAUGGACUCAAGCCCCGUUUGCUGCCCCGGCUGACGGAUCCGGAGGGCAAGGGCGUGCUGCGGAUAUUGAUCUCUACCCCUCUACCAGAGAGCGCAGUAGCCGAAUAUCUCACCCAGCUUGCGGCGCGGGCAGAGCCAAAGGGUGUCAAAGUGGGCAGCUACCCAAGGUGGGGCAAGGAGAAUAACACAGUUACGCUUGUGGGCCGCGAUGUUGAAUUCAUGGAAUCAAUUGUUCCGGAGGUAGAGAAGGCGGUUCAGGGGCAUCGCGUUGCGGUCGAAGGGGAGGAUGACCCAGCGCAGGCCGACCCCAAGAAGACCGAGGUGGCGUAA